Acanthosepion pharaonis is the source of this 1167-nucleotide messenger RNA. Lineage: Eukaryota; Metazoa; Mollusca; Cephalopoda; Sepiida; Sepiidae. The record is from the annotation of a GenBank genome assembly.
AUGCCUGAAACAUCCUGCUUGUCAUUUUCCCCCGUCUUGAAUAAUUCUACUUCUUUCUCUUUUCUUUUUCUAUCUCUUUCUUUCUCUUUUACCUCUUUUCCUCUUUUUUCUCUUUUCUUUCUAUCUCUUUCUCUCUUUCUUUCUAUUUCUUUCGUUCUUUCUCUAUCUCUUUCUCUCAAUCUCUUUUUCUCUCUAUCUCUUUUUCUCUCUAUCUCUUUUUCUAUCUCUUUUUCUUUCUCUCUCUCUUUCUUUCUCUCUUUCUUUCUCUUUUUCUUUCUCUCUCUCUUUCUUUCUCUUUCUCUUUUUCUUUCUCUUUCUUUUUCUCAUUCUCUUUCUCUUUUUCUUUCUCUUUCUCUUUCUUUCUCUUUCUAUUUCUUUCUCUUUCUUCUCUCAUGGUUUGUCUUCUCUCUUUGUUUUUCUUCUCUCUCUUUGUUUUUCUUCUCUCUCUUUGUUUUUCCUCUUUGUUUUUCUCUCUCUUUCUCUCUAUCUCUUUCUCUCUUUCUCUCUAUCCCUCUAUCUCUGUUUCUUUCUCUGUUUCUCUCUCUCUCUUUCUCUCUCUCUUUCUCUCUCUUUCUUUCAAUUUUACUUCUUUUCCUCAUUUUUCUCUUCUCUUCCUUUCUCUUUCUGUCUUUCUCUCUAGCUCUCUCUAUCUCUUUCUCUCUAUCUCAUUUCUCUGUCUCUCUAUCUCUUUCUCUCUAUCUCUUUUUCUUUCUUGCUCUUUCUCUUUCUUUCUCUCUCUUUCUAUUUCUCUCUCUUUUUCUUUCUCUCUCUUUCACUUCCUUACUUUUUCUUUCUUUCUCUCUUUGUUUUCUUCUCUCUUUGUUUUCCUUCUCUCUUUGUUUUUCUUUGCUUUUCUUUCUCUUUCUUUCUUUCUUUUUUCUCCAUCUCCCUUUUCUUUCUCUCUUUUUUCUCUCUCUUUCUCUUUUUCUUUCUCUUUUUCUUUCUCUUUUUCUUUCUCUUUCCCUUUUUCUUUCUCUUCAUCUUUUCUGUCUCUUUGUCUUUCUCUCUAUCUCUAUCUUUUUAUCUCUAUAUCUCUCUAUCUCUAUCUCGUUCUUUAUCUCCUUCGCCCUUUUUCUCUUUCUUUAUCUUCUCUCUCCCUCUUCUUCUUCUUUUUUCUAUGUCAGUGUUUGUUUAUCUCUCUCUUCUUUCCGUUCGUUUUUAUUAUAG